This is a messenger RNA of Salvia miltiorrhiza (redroot sage), 801 nucleotides long. RefSeq lists its product as uncharacterized. The transcript is spliced from 3 exons. NCBI's taxonomy places the organism in Eukaryota, Viridiplantae, Streptophyta, Magnoliopsida, Lamiales, Lamiaceae. Bases 1 to 801 code for a protein of 266 amino acids. Gene Ontology annotation, molecular function: transferase activity; folic acid binding. The record is from RefSeq and is a predicted model, not a curated record.
AUGGUUGCUGAUGAUGCUGAAUCCUCCAAGGACACAACAGAAUCAUCUGAAUUCGACUCUGACAGCUCAGAUGAUGAGAAAUCUGGAGAAGGCUCAACCUAUGAAGCUGACGAGCUUGAUCAGCUCAUGACUGAUCACUGUCAAUUGAGAAAAAUGUUCAAAAAUCACCUCAAGCAGAAUCAGAUUAUGCCUGGAGUUGCUACCUUCUUGUACGGAGCUGCACACGGUGAGGGGAGGUCGCUCGACACAAUCAGGAGGGAGCUCGGCUACUUCAAGCGGAAUGCAGAUGGAAAUCAGUGGGUAGGCAGCCUCCAAUCCGAAACUCUACAGCCGAAACCCGAUGAGGGCCCUCCUCGUGAUGUUUCGAGGAAAGGGGUCGUUGUCGUUGGAGCCACACAGUGGGUCAAAAACUACAACGUCCCAAUAUUCUCGACUGACAUGGCUGUUGUUCGGAGAAUAGCAAAGAGAAUCAGCGGCAGAGGCGGCGGGCUUCCAUCCGUGCAGUCUAUGGCUCUUGCUCACGGUAAAGGUAUGAUCGAGGUGGAUUGCAACCAGUUGGAUACGAGUAAAGCUGGUGGCGAGGAUGUGCAGCGAGCAGUCGAGUGCCUCGCCCGGGAAGAAGGUAUGGACGUCGGAGAGGGAUACUAUACCGAUCUUUCUCAGAACCAAAAGAAGUUUAUUUGCUUUUUUGACGUCGUCUAUGGCGACGUGGAGGCGGGUCUCGGCGGCGGCCCGUGCGGCGGCAGUGGUGGCAGCGGCCUCGAGCUGCGUGGGACGAGGGAAGCGCGGGGACGGAGGUGA